CUCGGACCGCAACGACAUCAAUGUUAAGACCUCCAACAAGAUCUUUCUAUCUCGCCUUCCGUUCGACCUCUUCCGCCAUGCGUAACCUCCAUGACGCCGGGAAUGCCUCAAGUGCCGGCUCGAACUCGAGUCAUGGACGCAACCCCAGCCAUAACCACCAGCCAGGAUCCGCUGCCUCUCAUCGGCACUCAGAACCAAAACACAACUACCACCGAAACCCUAACCACAGCGCCAACCCCGACGCUCCACCUCCACUAAUCCUAACCCUUCGUCUCUCCCCCGAUCUCGCGCAUACCCUAACCGCCCUCCGUACUCGCUACUUCCCACCCCAACAGAACCACCUCCCAGCACACCUAACCCUCUUCCACGCCAUCCCAGCCGACAAGUAUCAAGAUCUUGUGCGGGAGGUGGAAGAUGUCGCACAUAGUCUCCAACCCUUUGGCGUCGUGCUACAGCAUCCGUUCCUCCUGGGCGGGAGAGCAAAUCCAAAGGGAGUGGGGUUGGAGCUCGCUGCGCCUCCUCAGCUACGGAAUUUACAUGCUCAUAUUCAACAUGCGCCUAAGCUUAACCCGUACUUAACUCAGCAAGACCGACAACCCAUUCGGCCACACAUUACGAUCCAGAACAAGGUCGGGCCAGAGGAAGCUCGGAGAUGUUUUGAGGAGGUUAGGGGUGGGUGGAGAGACAUUGGAGGUGAGGGGCAGGGGUUGGAUCUGUGGGAGUAUAUGGGAGGUCCAUGGGUAUGGAAGGGGUUUGUUGGGUUUGGUGGGGGGAAGGGUGUGGAGAGCGAUGCGGGGCCGCCAGAAUAG
Saitoella complicata NRRL Y-17804 is the source of this 809-nucleotide messenger RNA. RefSeq lists its product as uncharacterized. The record is from RefSeq and is a predicted model, not a curated record. Bases 21 to 809 code for a protein of 262 amino acids. The transcript is spliced from 2 exons. Lineage: Eukaryota; Fungi; Ascomycota; Saitoellomycetes; Saitoellales; Saitoellaceae.